AUGAUUGAAGACACCGACAACAGCACCGAUGACACCACAAUCCCCGUGCCAAUAGCCAUGGUCGAGUCGGCAUUUAUGGCUAUAGCAUUCUACAAUGUCAUAGAGCUCCAUUUCCUCCUCUUCACCACCUUCAAGAGAUGGCGUAGUCUAUACUUUUGGAGCGUCUUUGCAGCUAUGUGGGGAGUUGCUCUCAAUGGACUGGGAGUUGUGUUCAAGACGUUCAAAGUCAUCGACGACAGCCCUCCCCAACUAUUGACCAUUGUCACCGUCCUUCUUGUGGGGUGGUAUCUCAUGGUCACUGGGCAGUCCGUUGCCCUCUAUUCCCGGCUUCAUCUUGUGGUGCACAAUACCAAAAUCGUCCGAGGGGUGCUUCUCAUGAUUAUCUUCCUGGCCAUCACCUGCCACAUCCCACUCACGGUGGUGAUUUAUGUCAUGAACACGAUUAAUCCUCCGACUGCGCUUAAAGUGUACAAGGUGUACGAGCCAUUGCAGUUGACGCUCUUCUCCGUUCAAGAGGCCACCAUUUCGAUACUGUACAUGGUUUUCGCGGUCAAGAUACUUCGGCCUAGUCAGGCUAUGCGAGGGUCUAAGACGAGGAAAACUCUAUGGCAGCUCAUCUGUAUAAAUGUGUUGGUCAUUGUUUUGGAUAUUACGCUGAUAGCCCUUCAAUUUGCCGGAUACGAUGAGGUGCAGCACUUUUACAAACCGGCCGUGUACAGCAUCAAAUUGAAGCUGGAGUUUGCAGUGUUGAAUCAGCUGCUCGAGGUUACGCAAGGGUCCAAGCCGGAUUGGAUCGACUAUCGAUUUCCUACUGGCACUGGCACGACGAAUGUGGGGAGUUUGAGCAAACAUGGAAGUCGAGGUGAUGGUGAGCCCAACCUUGGCGAUGUUGAAGCAGGGAGGCAUGUUGCCUUGGCGUAUUUGCACAAGGACGACAACCAAAAGCGUCCACGGGUCCUAACCCGCGAAGGAUGGUCAAAGACUCAGACUCAGCAAGUUGGGGUUAAUGAGUCGCUUGGGUCUGCCAGAGGCGAUGUUGCUCCGGUGAACUCGAGAGUUCGUGCAUCGCCGUCGCCGUCGCAAGUACAUCUCGUGGAGGCAGGAUACUAG
Pochonia chlamydosporia 170 is the source of this 1110-nucleotide messenger RNA. RefSeq lists its product as hypothetical. Lineage: Eukaryota; Fungi; Ascomycota; Sordariomycetes; Hypocreales; Clavicipitaceae. The record is from RefSeq and is a predicted model, not a curated record. The transcript has a single exon. The coding region runs from base 1 to 1110 and encodes 369 amino acids.